CUAAAGAUAAUGAUGAAAGUGAUAUUCCGACAUAUUUUAAGGCUAUCUUUUCCGAUUUAAGCUACAUUAUUCUGCUUUAUCUUUACCUAUUUUUUUCUACUUUAAUCGCAAGAUUCCAAUUCAAUCAAUUCUCCUCAGUCUACUGUUUUACCGACUCUCCGCAUGGAUUCUCCGGUGGCUCUCCGGCGUACAACGUUGAUUCCCGGCAGCCUCCGAUUAAACCUUAAUCCCUCCAAACCCUCGCUGUCGUUCAACGUCAAGACACGGGCAGCGAGCUCAUCGAGCAAGAGCUACUCUAAGUCCUUUGAUUUACUGGGGCCGAAAUACCUGGCUCGGACUCUCUGGUUGAACGGGAACGGAAACGGAAACGGAAACAGAGCUUCGUCUAAUGAUGUUCCGUCAACCGCCGACGGUCCCGCCGGUGUGCUUGAGCCGAGCUGGGUGGAGUUCGUCACGUCGGAGAGAGUCAAAGUUGUGGCUAUGGUGGGCUUGGCUUUAGCUCUGUGUAACGCCGAUCGAGUUGUCAUGUCGGUGGCCAUUGUUCCGCUGUCGAUCUCCCGGGCUUGGCGUCAAUCUUUCGCCGGCGUUGUUCAGUCGUCUUUUCUCUGGGGUUACCUAAUAUCACCAAUAGCCGGAGGGACUCUGGCAGAUUAUUUUGGUGGCAAAGUAGUCAUGGCUUGGGGCGUGGCUCUGUGGUCUUUAGCCACGUUCCUAACCCCGUGGGCUGCAGAAGUUUCGAUAUGGAUGCUCCUUCUCAUGCGGAUGUUGCUAGGCAUUGCUGAAGGCGUCGCUUUGCCCUGCAUGAACAAUAUGAUUGCAAGGAUCAAAACUGUGAACUUUUUCUUUCGAUGUUUUGUUUUUAGAUGGUUUCCUCAGACAGAACGCUCGAGGGCUGUAGGGCUUGCAAUGGCUGGAUUUCAACUCGGGAGUGCGAUUGGACUCACGCUUUCCCCAAUUCUUAUGUCCCAGGGCGGGAUAUUUGGACCGUUUGUCAUAUUCGGAUUAUGUGGGUUCCUUUGGGUGCUAGUUUGGGUGUCUGCAGUCUCCAGCACACCUGAGCGGAGUCAUCAAAUCUCAUUACACGAAUUGCAGUACAUACAGAACAAGGGACCGAGACAUGCUGUUGACAGUAAAAUGAAAACAGGCAAAGUGAUUCCCCCUUUCAGGCGUUUGCUCUCUAAGCCACCAACGUGGUCUCUAAUCGUUGCAAAUGCCAUGCAUAGCUGGGGCUUCUUUGUUAUACUUUCAUGGAUGCCAAUCUACUUCAAAACCAUAUACCAUGUUGAUCUCAGACAGGCGGCAUGGUUUAGUGCCGUCCCGUGGAGCGUGAUGGCGUUGAUGGGCUAUUUUGCUGGUGUUUUAUCAGACUCAAUGAUCCAAAGUGGCAUAAGUGUUACACUUACCCGCAAAGUCAUGCAAUCAAUUGGUUUCUUUGGUCCUUGCACUGCUCUUGUUGGUUUAACCACUGCUCCAACUCCAGUAAUAGCAUCUGCUUGGCUGACUUUAGCUGUUGGCUUGAAGGCGUUUAGUCAUUGCGGCUUCCUCGUUAACUUUCAGGAGAUCGCCCCCCAGUAUUCAGGCGUUCUACACGGUAUAUCGAACACAGGAGGGACAUUAGCAGCCAUCAUUGGGACUGUUGGUGCUGGCUUCUUUGUGGAGUUGGUUGGCUCUUUCAAGGGAUUUUUGCUGCUCACAGCAUUUCUGUACUUCUCUGCUGCUGUCUUCUACAAUGCCUUUUCCACAGGGGAGAGAGUCAACUUUGAUGAAACCACUUAGAUUCUAGGAUGUUUUAUCUCCUCCACCCCCAUGGCUUCAUACAAAUCAUGGGAAGAAGAAGAUGUUAAUUUCCCAGAAAAAAAAUGUGGGAAUCAAUGUCUGUCACUCUGUCAAGAAGUCAUCUUUAUGAACUUUUCGAAUAAAGAUUUUCGUUUUUGGAC
Messenger RNA from Ipomoea nil (Japanese morning glory), 1937 nucleotides. Its product is annotated as probable anion transporter 4, chloroplastic. The transcript has 8 exons. Gene Ontology annotation, molecular function: phosphate transmembrane transporter activity. The record is from RefSeq and is a predicted model, not a curated record. Lineage: Eukaryota; Viridiplantae; Streptophyta; Magnoliopsida; Solanales; Convolvulaceae. Gene Ontology annotation, cellular component: plastid. The coding region runs from base 163 to 1776 and encodes 537 amino acids. Gene Ontology annotation, biological process: transmembrane transport.